Molecule: messenger RNA, 2181 nt
Organism: Psammomys obesus (fat sand rat)
Lineage: Eukaryota; Metazoa; Chordata; Mammalia; Rodentia; Muridae
Product: 6-phosphofructo-2-kinase/fructose-2,6-bisphosphatase 4
Biological process (GO): fructose metabolic process; fructose 2,6-bisphosphate metabolic process
Cellular component (GO): cytosol
Molecular function (GO): ATP binding; fructose-2,6-bisphosphate 2-phosphatase activity; 6-phosphofructo-2-kinase activity
Source: RefSeq, a predicted model, not a curated record
GGUGUCUGUGAGGAAAUGACCUACGAAGAAAUCCAGAGUCACUAUCCACUGGAGUUUGCCCUGAGGGAUCAGGACAAGUACCGGUACCGGUACCCGAAGGGUGAGUCCUAUGAAGACCUGGUACAGCGACUAGAGCCUGUCAUCAUGGAGCUGGAGAGACAGGAGAAUGUGCUGGUCAUUUGCCACCAGGCUGUGAUGCGCUGCCUCCUGGCCUACUUCCUUGACAAGGCAGCUGAAGAGCUGCCCUACCUCAAAUGCCCCUUGCACACAGUGCUGAAGCUCACCCCCGUGGCUUACGGUUGUAAAGUGGAGUCCAUAUUCUUGAACGUGGCAGCUGUGAACACACACCGAGAAAGGCCUCAGAAUGUAGACAUAUCCAGGCCUUCAGAGGAAGCUCUUGUCACAGUCCCUGCUCACCAAUGACCACAUCGCAUCCAAGAGCCCUGGCAAGCCCUGGCUUCUCAGAGGGGUCGCUACAGGCCUCCUUGGUGUUUGCUGUGCUGAUGAUGUCACCAGGCAGGAACACUCCUUACACCCCAGGGGGGGCUGGUAACACUCGGACCCUCAGCCUCGCCUACCUGCCCCCUUGUUAACGGCAGGGUUGGGUAUGGCUGCUGACCUGCUGCUGUGAAUUCCUGGCUGUGUGCCCUGCUGCCAGCCCCUCUGCGACAGCUCUCAAGCAGUGCGCUCGCCAGGCUGGCUGCUUCGUGACGUGACGUUUGCAACCUUCCAUGUGACACUGAGGCAAAAAGCCUCACUAGGACCUCCCCACCGUGGCCCGGCAACCCCUGGAAGAGCCCUGCUGGCUUCUCUGUAGCCACUCUUGAAGGCAGAGGUUAGCUCGCAAUGGGACCUCGGGUGGGGGCUGCCCAGGCGACGUGGAGCAGAGGAGCUGUCACCCGCAUUUGCGGGCGCUCACGAGAACAGCAUGUUCUCUUUGGUGUAAACACUGAAAAAGCGUCGCCCCGUCCUCAUGCCUACCACGCUGUCCACUGAAAUCCAGGAUAGCUGGGGCCCAGGCUGCCUGACCCUGGACCGUCUCACAGGGGCCUUGCAAGGGCAGCUUCAUCAAGUACCUUCUUGGCGCGCACACCGAAGUGCUUAAGGAAGCUGGUCUCCCCUCCCUGGCCGUCACUGUCCACACAGGGCUGCACAAGGGGGCAUGUGGUAAGUGGCUCAGAACUGGUGGUCCUGUCAAGCUGUCCCCUUGUUUGUUGACCUCCACCUGCAGGACUGAAGAAGAAGACAAAACGCAGAGAUAGCUCCUGGCCAGGGGAGGAGUCCCUGGCCCCAUCCUAGUUUUAAUUCGUAUACAAAUUAAGCCCUAGUGAAAACCGCCUUAUGAAGCCCGGUGCCUCUCAUGCCCUGAGUUCUCAUGGGUCCAGGUAGCAAAUUCAGCUGCCCAGCAGGGUGAUAAGCAGGCUAGGAAGCAGAACAAGAAAGUUUCUAUGACAGUAACUGGUGCUCUUGCCAAGGGGAAGCCAGGCCCUGCACCCAAGAACCUUUCCAGCCCCAAAUAUGGCAGAGCAGUCCAGCCCUGCCAGCCCUGGGCUGUGUAGCUUGCGGAUGCCACCCGCCCGGAGAAGUUGGUGCCAUUACCCCCUAGCCAGCAGCUCCAGACAAACUGCUGCCUGGGUGGGGCUGGGACAGGACUCUCUGGGGCCCAGCUCAUCAGCCCUCCAAGCCCUAGCUUGGAGCCGGAAGACCAUACCACUGCCUUCGGGACAUGGGGUCUACGGCUUUUGCUCCCAUGUCUCUCAGAGUUUGAGUGAUGUUUGUCGCAUUAUCUGGACACACUUGUUAGCCAUAGCAGAUCCCUGUGGUCAGCGGCUGUUAAUAAAAGCUGGAUGCCACUUGAGGCGAAGACCACCAAAGCCUUUUUCCUCUGUGCCCAGGGAAGACAGGAAGCGUCGGACUCAGGUGUAAGAGUGGAGGGUUGAGGCCGAAGGAUGUCAGUGCGGCAGGACGUGUGCUGGAACGGCCCCUCGCCUCAAGCACCUAGAAGUGGCCUCUGCAAGGCAGCUGCAUGUAGGAGUGGCUGCCGUGUUUUAGCUGAGAUGGUUCAUGGGAGGAACUGCCGACUCUGUCCUGCUUUCCCUAGAAUGUAUGGUAGCGGGCUUCAGUUGUACAUUGCACUGUGUCCAGCAUUCUUUGCAAUAAAUAAUUUUUAAAAAACAGUAA